CUUUGAGAUGCACAUACACAGCUCAGUAAAAAUACAACAAAACACCAACCCCACCUCAAAUCUCCCCAAAUUCCAAUCCCCCCAAAUUCCAAUUCCCCCCCACCAAACGCUCCUUCCUUUUCAAUUCUCCAAACAUGGGCACAAAUCUCUUAGAAAUCCUCAACGUUAGGGUCGUCGGCACCGGCGAAAAGAUCUUAGGCACCGGCGAAAAGAUCUUAGUCCUCUCCCACGGUUUCGGCACCGAUCAAUCGGCCUGGCAACGGAUCCUCCCUUAUUUCCUACGCGAUUACCGCGUUGUUCUCUACGAUCUCGUCUGCGCCGGCAGCGUCAAUCCGGACAAUUUCGACUUCAGACGAUACACGACGCUCGACGCCUAUGUCGAAGACCUCCUGCAAAUCCUCGAUGCUCUACGCGUCAACAAAUGUGCCUUCGUCGGUCACUCUGUAUCGGCCAUGAUCGGCAUCCUCGCCUCCAUUCGCCGACCUGAACUCUUCACUAAGCUCAUCCUCAUCGGCGCCUCACCCAGGUUUUUGAAUGACACGGACUAUCACGGCGGAUUCGAGCUGCCCGAGAUCGAGAAGUUGUUUUCUGCGAUGAAGGCGAAUUACGAGGCGUGGGUGUCGGGAUUCGCGCCGCUAGCGGUUGGGGCGGACGUGCCGGCUGCAGUGAGGGAAUUCAGCAGGACAUUGUUCAACAUGCGGCCCGAUAUAUCGCUGUACGUAUCGGAGACGGUGUUUCGCAGCGAUUUACGGGGCGUGCUGGGCAUGGUCAAGGUGCCUUGCUGUAUAAUUCAGACGGCCAAGGACGUAUCUGUGCCGAUAUCGGUCGCGAUGUAUCUCAAGACACAUCUCGGUGGUCGAAACACGGUCGAGAUGUUACCCACGGAGGGUCAUUUGCCGCAUCUCAGUGCCCCAGCAAUGCUAGUUAAGGUGUUGCGCCGUGCUCUGGGCCGUUGAUGGACACGUGGACCAACGGUUGGGUUCCUAUAAAUAAGGUGGGUGAUGUUGACACGUGGCGAAUAAUUUGUGGACCGAAGUCUUUGCGUAUGGGGUCUUGUUAUCUUCUUGUCUUUGCAGGAUACGCGUCUUCACGUGGGAAGCACGUGAUGCCACCUUCUUCUUCUUCUUCUUCUUCUUCUUCU
Messenger RNA from Magnolia sinica, 1141 nucleotides. Its product is annotated as probable strigolactone esterase DAD2. Bases 135 to 956 code for a protein of 273 amino acids. The record is from RefSeq and is a predicted model, not a curated record. NCBI's taxonomy places the organism in Eukaryota, Viridiplantae, Streptophyta, Magnoliopsida, Magnoliales, Magnoliaceae. The transcript is spliced from 2 exons.